GUUGAGUUUGGACUCGAAUGAGGAAGGUCAUAGCAUACGGCACGCUUCGUCUCGGUCCAAAUAGCGCCUCUGACGGGGCCACGACUCCCGUCUGCACAUCGUCACCGCACUCGCGGCCGCAGAGAGGGCGACAGCGUCAAAUCCCGAUGAAGAAGCAAGCAGCAUUGCACGACUUCGUACUCGACCGCAGCGGAGCUUCCGGCCAUGGCAAGCUACACCUUUCCACCCCGGCUCGCGGAAGCCUCGACGACCCACGGCGAUAACAGCAACAGCCCGCCGCAGCGCCUGCCCAAUGGCUCGACACACCACGCAAGGGCGAGUUCAAUGCACUUGUCCCCGCCGCAGCGGCCGGCAGAGGCGACGAGCGUGUACAUGAAUGGCAACGGCAGCUACGCGCACCUCAAAUCGGCCAGCACGACCACGCUGUACACCCAUGCCGAACGCUCAAACGAAGCUACGCCGCAAGCUUCGCCUGUCGACGAAAGCAGACGCCUGUCACCCCAGAUCUCCGACAUUCUGGCUCAGCAGCACAACCACCACCCGUUCGCUCCAUUUGGCCACGAUACACAUUCCAACCACGACCACCACUCGCUCCACCCCGCGCACGCCCACUCCCACAGCGAGCCGCUGUCGCCCAUGAAAAGGCCAACGAGGCCACGCGGCGAAUCCGAUCUGGGCAGACCUGCAGGCUCCCUCCACCCACAACUGCAAAAGGCAUCGCCGUCAUGGUUCUCGCUGCCAGAGGCUCUGACGAGCUUGCUGAUACCCUUGCCGUACAUGCUGGCGUCAGCAGCAUAUCAUCCGGCUGGCUUUGUCGAAGAUGGACUACCUCCGCUCUCCGCAUACGAAAGACUACAAAAGUCAGUACUCGAGGACGGUGCUGCGGGACAUAAGGAGCUACUGGUGAGGAGAGGCUGCGGGUUCGUGGAAGCAUGUACGCUUACGAGUGGAACAUUGCUAUUGUUGGGCGUAGCAGCCAAGAUAAGAGGUUCAGAUCGAGUCCUGGACAGGCGGAAAGAGAAGGCAGAGGCAGCUUCGACGGAGGGACUCGUUACACCUGCAUCGGCUCAGCGCAUCCUGCGUCGAAGCUUAGCGAUUGGUCUUCCUUUCUAUGCGUCCAUGCAAAUCGGAGGCAUGCGGACAGGCAUCGCGCUGUUGAUGACUGUGGCUUCUGGACUGACCAGUACGGACAUGCUGCACAGGCCGACCUGGAUCGAUUGGCAACAAAUUCUCAAGAUGCGGAAAGCGUCGAUAGCUGUCCUUCUUCUGGGCCUAUUGUUGGAUCUCAGCGGUGUCACUUUCAAGGCUGCACCCUCUGACAUAUUGCUUGGAUACUUCGCAUUGGCGUGCUCUAUCUUCUUCAUCCCGCCCCCUCUACCCUCUGCAGGCAUAUCCGCUUUCUCCUCGCAGCCAGCGAGCGCUGUCACGCCAACAACCCCACUGACCGGGCGGUCCUGGUCUUAUACUGUUUCCUCUUCUAUUGUAUCAUCUACAAACGAGAUCAACUUGACAAUCGCAGCGGGCGUGAUCAUGUCGAUAUUGACAUUGCUUAGCUCGGGACUCCUUGCAGCAUCGCCUUCGACAACUCCACUCGCGAUCGUCUUUACCACGCUGUCUAUCGCCUCCUCGGUAGUAGCAGUACUCGCAGGACGCCCUUCAGCACUUCGAACCCCGCGCAUGGCAGGGCUUGGUAUCAGCUGUUUCACUUUUGCGCUCUUCGCAUUUCUUUUCUCACCUUCCCUCUGGCCAGGGACAAUUUUGAAUGGCGGUCUUUCAGCGCUUUCAUAUUUCAGCGUUUUGUACGAUACGCAGCUGAGCACGGCUCAUCAGCAUCAUCACGACCACGCUCACGAUCAUGCACAUAAAACGCAAACGCAUAACCAGACCGGGCAACCCGCAUCUGGUCUCACGAAAUAUUUGUUACGAAAUUGCGAGCCGGGCUCGCUGAUGCACGGCAUUUUGAGCGAGAAGGAUUCACGCCGAAUAGCGUAUUUUACAUGCCUCAAUUUCGGCUUCAUGAUCGUGCAAGGGAUCUAUGGAUACCUCAGUGGGUCACUUGGCUUGCUCAGUGACACUGUCCACAUGUUCUUCGACUGCCUAGGCCUUGUGGUCGGUUUGGGUGCUGCAGUGGCUUCCAAAUGGCCGACGAGCCCGGAGCGACCUUACGGCUGGGGCAAGCUUAACACUCUCGCCGGCUUCGGUAACGGUAUCUUUCUAAUGCUGGUCAGUGUGGAGUUCAUUUGGGAAGCUAUGGAGGGUAUUGUGGAAGGCAAAGAGCUGCGCCAUGUCCAGGAACUUCUGGUCGUGAGCACGCUGGGUUUUUUGGUGAACAUGGUGGGUCUCUUUGCAUUCGGGCAUGCGCAUCACGGACACGACCAUGGCGGUCACUCGCACGGACAUUCCCACGGACAUUCUCACGAUCAUUCGCACGGCCAUUCCCACGCUCAGUCGCACGACCACGGCCACUCACACGACCAUUCGCACUCGCACGGACAUUCACAUCAGAAUUCGGUACAUAGCCACAAAGCGAACGACUCCUCGGGCACCAACGGAGACAUCUCCGGAUACUGCGACCACAAGCACGAGAAGAAAGAGGCAGCUCACUCGCACGAUCAUGGCGACGAUGAACAUAACGAAAACAUGCACGGCAUUUUCCUACACGUCGCAGCUGACGCCGGAGGCUCUCUCGCCGUUAUCCUCAGUACAGCAAUGACACUCUGGAAACCUUGGUAUCUCUGGGAUCCCCUUGCGACAAUCAUCAUCGCUAUUCUGAUCUUCGCCGCUGCCGUCCCACUCGUCAUCAGCUCCGGUCAGAAACUCCUCCUUGUCAUCCCUGAUACCCUCGAAUAUGAAAUCAAAAACACAUUACAAGAACUCGGCGAAAUUCGCGGCGUGGUUGGAUACGCUGUUCCGAGAUUUUGGAUCGACGAUCGGGACGAGGAUGGCGAUGGAGGAGGACAUCAUCAUGGCCAUAGCCAUAGUCACGCACAUGGACAUGAUCAUGGAGGUGGUGGAGGAGGAUUGAAGAAGAAAAAGGUACAAGGUGUGAUUCAUGUCAUUGCCAAUCCGGCGGCGGAUUUGGAUGAUGUGAGACAUCGCGUUGAUGAGUUUUUGAGGGAGAGGAGGAUGGAUGUUGUUAUUCAUGUGGAGAGGGAGGGUGAGGGGUCGUUGUGUUGGUGUGGUGGGGGUGCGGCGGGGACGGCGAGGAAUAGUGGGAGUGGGUUCUGAUGGGCUGAUUGGGUGUGUUUUGAGUAUGGUGGGUGCGAUUAGACGAGUUCGGAGGGGGAAUGGUAAGAGGUCUGGAAAGGAGGACGUUUUGCAUGAGUGGAAUGGGGCGCGUGUUUCUGAGCGUUCAAAGCGUUGCAUUGUUGUUUUUGCUAUGCUGGGUCGAGUGGGA
This is a messenger RNA of Cercospora beticola, 3397 nucleotides long. RefSeq names its product metal cation transporter MSC2 (gene MSC2). Gene Ontology annotation, cellular component: membrane; Golgi apparatus; cytoplasmic vesicle. Gene Ontology annotation, molecular function: zinc ion transmembrane transporter activity. Gene Ontology annotation, biological process: zinc ion import into Golgi lumen; intracellular zinc ion homeostasis. Lineage: Eukaryota; Fungi; Ascomycota; Dothideomycetes; Mycosphaerellales; Mycosphaerellaceae. The record is from RefSeq and is a predicted model, not a curated record.